This is a messenger RNA of Oryza brachyantha (malo sina), 2164 nucleotides long. RefSeq names its product mannosyl-oligosaccharide 1,2-alpha-mannosidase MNS3. Gene Ontology annotation, biological process: carbohydrate metabolic process; N-glycan processing. The transcript has 6 exons. Gene Ontology annotation, molecular function: mannosyl-oligosaccharide 1,2-alpha-mannosidase activity; calcium ion binding. The record is from RefSeq and is a predicted model, not a curated record. Bases 136 to 2067 code for a protein of 643 amino acids. Lineage: Eukaryota; Viridiplantae; Streptophyta; Magnoliopsida; Poales; Poaceae. Gene Ontology annotation, cellular component: membrane; endoplasmic reticulum; trans-Golgi network.
CGGCCGUGCCCCUCCCCUCCCCUCCCGCCCGGAUCUCGCGCGCGACGGAGGUAGCCGCCCCCCUCCCUUCCAGAAGCUUCUAGAAGCUCCCUUCCUCAUCACUCCCCCCCCCCCCAACACCCCCCCUCCGCGCGGAUGAGCGGCGGCUCGGGCCACCUCCCCUACUCGAUGCGCGAUGUCGACGGCGUCGGCGCCUACAACAACGCCAAGUUCCGCCACCGAUCUCGCCUCAGGAUGGCCACCCAGUCUCUGUUUACCAAUAGUAGCAAGUACCAAUGUGGAAAGUUUACUGUUGGAAAAUUUUUGAGUCUUUUAAUGGUUUCUGGUUUGAUAUACUUAUUUGCGCACAAAAGUUCAGAUGGUUUUGUAUCUGGUGAGAUCCAUGACAAAGUAGAGAAUAGACAUACCAAGAAAGAUUCUCCCAAAAUUCACACAUUUUGGAGAAAACCACCAAGGCUGCCACCACGUCUCCCUCCAAAUGAAAUAUAUAAAAACAAUUCAUUACUUCUACAGUCUCCUCCAUCUGAAUGGGCAUCGAGGCAGAAGAAAGUUAAAGAAGCAUUUGAACAUGCGUGGUCUGGCUACCGAAAUUAUGCAAUGGGCUAUGAUGAGCUUAUGCCUUUAAGCCGCAGAGGUGUAGAUGGACUUGGAGGUCUAGGUGCUACUGUUGUGGAUUCUUUAGACACUGCAAUAAUAAUGGGUGUUGAUGAUGUUGUUUCUGAAGCAUCAAAAUGGAUCGAAGAUAACCUCAUGAAAAAGUUAAGUGAGAAAGGGCAAGUCAAUCUAUUUGAAACAACUAUCCGUGUCUUGGGAGGGCUACUUAGUGCCUAUCACUUGAGUGGUGGAGACAAAGCUAGAGGAUCUGACUCUGGUGUACCAGUGACAUCUAAAAGGGCCAAUCCAGAGCGUCUUUUGGAAGUUUCAAAGGAUCUGGCAGACAGGUUAUUAUUAGCCUUUACAUCAAGCCCAACUGCUAUACCUUUCAGUGAUGUUGUUCUUCGUGAUCGUACUGCACAUGCAGCCCCUGAUGGUUUAAGCAGUACCUCUGAGGCUACAACAUUGCAGCUGGAGUACAGUUACCUUAGCACAAUCUCAGGAGAUCCAAAGUAUGACUUAGAGGCAAUGAAGGUGUUAGAGCAUAUGCGUAAACUCCCAACAGUGGAGGGUUUGGUCCCUAUUUACAUCAACCCCUCCUCUGGUCAAUUUAGUGGAGAAAAUAUCCGAUUAGGAUCUCGUGGUGACAGUUACUAUGAAUACCUAUUGAAAGUAUGGGUUCAGCAAGAAAAAUAUCGUAACACUAGUUUGAAGUAUCUGUUUGAAAUGUAUACAGAAGCAAUGAGAGGGGUCAAGCAUCUUCUUGUUCGCAAAACUAUUCCAAAUGGGCUGGUUUUUGUUGGGGAGCUCCCCUAUGGACGAAAUGGUGGUUUUAGCCCUAAAAUGGAUCACCUGGUGUGUUUUCUUCCUGGUACCCUUGCUCUGGGUGCAACAAAGGGUAUAACCAAGAAAAAAGCACUUGAAAAUCAUUUGUUGACUGUGGAAGACUUAGAAAAUCUUCAGCUUGCUGAAGAUUUGGCCAAAACUUGUGUUGAAAUGUACUUUGUGACAUCUACUGGACUUGCUCCUGAAAUUGCUUAUUUUCACAUUGAGGGUAAUUCUGAGGGAGGACCUGAUGGUGGGAACAAAAGUUCUCAAUAUGUUAAUGAUAUCAUGAUUAAACCUCUGGAUCGUCACAAUCUUUUGCGCCCCGAGACUGUAGAAUCACUAUUUGUUUUAUAUAGAAUCACAGAGGAUCCAAAGUAUAGGGAAUGGGGUUGGCGGAUUUUCCAGGCCUUUGAGAAGUAUACAAAAGUUGAUUCUGGUGGUUAUUCAUCAUUGGAUGAUGUCACAAACUUGCCUCCACCUAGGAGAGACAAAAUGGAAACUUUCUUCCUUGGGGAAACACUGAAAUACUUGUAUUUGCUCUUUGGUGAAAGCAGUAUUCUUCCACUAGAUAAGUAUGUAUUCAACACAGAGGCCCAUCCACUUCCAAUCAUUCAGUCUGCUGAACAGACCUCUCAUUCAGUAUAGUUUCGAAGUGUUUUAAUGGGUGUAGUUCAUUUACUAUAUCAUGUGAAAAGUGUAACCAAACACAAACAGAUACGCGAGAAAUAGUUACCGGACAAAA